ACCUGGGUUGUGUUAUCUUAUCAGAAUGCCCGCCUUGACAAGUCGGGUUUAGCGCAUUGAAGAAAUUCUGAAUUUCUGCAACGUCUGAACUUCUGGACUUCUCACCUUGGACGUGAGACGCCCCCGAAUCAUCACCACAACUCCAAACGGGCCAAGCUCCCCCUUCACACACAUCCGUCUCGAUCGCCGUCGCCCGCCUUCAACCAUGGCAGCCCCCGUGGGACCUCUCGCCCAGGUCAAGCUGCCCUCGGGCCCCUCGCCAGUGACGGCCGAGCAGCGCUACUGGAUGUCCUUCAAGAACCAGCUGCAGAUCCCCUCGCCUACCUCCUACCCAGUGACCCAUAUCAGCGCCGCUUCCAACGACGGCCACUUCGCCGUGACCACCGGCACUCGCGUGCAGAUCUACUCGUCUCGCACCAGGAAGCUGGAGAAGACCGUCACGCGCUUCGCCGAUGUCGCUCGAAGUGGCGACCUGCGUCGUGAUGGCAAGGUCCUCGUCGCCGGCGAGGACACCGGCCGCCUACAGGUCUUCGACAUCAACUCGAGAGCCGUUCUCCGGACCUGGAUGACCCAUAAGCAGCCCGUCUGGGCUACCCGCUUUUCCCGCACCCAUCUCACAACCCUCCUCAGCGCCUCCGACGAUAAGACCGUUCGUCUCUGGGACCUCCCCAGCAAUGACCCGACCCACACCUUCGUCGGCCACCAGGACUACGUCCGCAGCGCCGACUUCAUCCCCGGCUCUUCCGCCAGUCUCAUCGUCUCGGGAAGUUACGAUGCCACCGUGCGCCUCUGGGACCCUCGUGUCCCGCCAGACCAACCCGUCAUGACCUUCAAACACGCCGCGCCCGUCGAGCACGUCCUCCCCUUGCUCUCCGGUACCACCCUCCUGGCCGCCGCCGGCCCGGCCAUCUCCGUUCUCGACCUCGUAGCCGCCCGCCCCGUCCAGCAGAUCACCAACCACCAAAAGACGGUCACCUCCCUCUGCCUCGCCUCCGGCGGCACGCGUCUCGUCUCCGGCGGUCUCGAUGGCCACGUCAAGGUCUUCGAGACGACGGGAUGGAACGUCGUCUCCACCACGAAAUACCAGUCCCCCAUCCUCACCGUGCGGGUGCUCGGCGCCUCGUCAGAGAGUCCCACCACGACCGGCGACUCUUCCUCCUCUUCCACGUCCGCGUCCGACCGCCACCUCCUCGUGGGCAUGCAAUCCGGCGUCCUGAGCAUCCGCACCCGCCUCACCGGCACCGAAGCCAUCCGCCAACGCGACCGCGACCGCGAGAUGGCCGCCCUCCUAGCCGGCACCCUCGGCGCCCACGACGCCCGCGUCGACAAGCGCAAGCGCCGCAUCGCCGCCUCCCGCCGCCUCGACAUGGCCGGCGAGGGCGCCGACGUCGUCAUCGCCGACGAGCCCCGCGACGGCGCACGACGCCGCCACAAGUCCGAGGCCCUCUGGCAGCGCGACCUCCGCCACGGCCGCUACGCCCUAGCCCUCGACCGGCUCCUCGACCCGGCCUCGGUGGCCGAGCAAGACGCGAGGAAGAAAGGCGGCCACAAGAAGAAAAGCAAGAGCAAGAACGACGCCGCCGGGGGUCAGCCCACGGAGCCUGCGCCCCCGCUGGAGGUUCUGACGCUAUUGUUGGCGCUUCGUCACCGCAGUGCCGUGCGGGCCGCGGUCGAGGGCCGUGAUGAGCGGACGGUGCAGCCCGUGCUGCGGUGGGUCAGCGCGCAUAUCGUUGACCCGCGGUACGUCGGCGUCUGUGUCGAGGUUGCCAUGCACCUUAUCGAGCUGUACGCCGAGUAUGCCAGUGGCAGUGCCGAGCUGGCCGCUGGCUUCCGAACGUUGAGAAGACGAGUCACGGGCGAGGUGGAAAAAGCAAAGGUUGCCUGUGAAACCGGUGGCAUGGUAGAGGGACUGGUAUUAGGGGCAGUAUGAAGAGUUUUUGGUGUUUUUUUGCUGAUCUGUGUUCCUGCCGCAUGAUAAUUCACCGUUCUGCCGCUCCCAAAAGAACCAUAGGGGGGAUUUGUACGAGGUAGCGAGUCGGUUGAAGACGGAGAGAUACCAUGGAAUGGCGGCGGGUCUUUCGAGAAGCGGACGGAUUUUCCUGUUUGCAUUGCGAUGGCGUUCAGGGCAAGGCCGGCGAAAAUAAGGGGUAAGAAUAAGGACAAGAUGAAAAAGAAACUACCAAAAAAGAAGAAUAAACAAAGACCACAGAAUUUAUCUAAACUGCCGUCUCCGGUCCCGUAAGAUCACACUUGUUUCAUAAUUCUAUUCUAGCGUCACAUACAGAUGGCCUCAACCAAGGCCAGAAAGA
This is a messenger RNA of Sodiomyces alkalinus F11, 2309 nucleotides long. Its product is annotated as WD domain-containing protein. The coding region runs from base 206 to 1930 and encodes 574 amino acids. The transcript has a single exon. Gene Ontology annotation, molecular function: protein binding. The record is from RefSeq and is a predicted model, not a curated record. Gene Ontology annotation, biological process: rRNA processing; positive regulation of transcription by RNA polymerase I. Lineage: Eukaryota; Fungi; Ascomycota; Sordariomycetes; Glomerellales; Plectosphaerellaceae. Gene Ontology annotation, cellular component: nucleolus.